UGCGCAGGCUUCCGGAAGUUGCCGCGUCCGACCGUUGCCUAGCAAUAGUAAACCGGCCGAACUAGUCCUGGCUGGUCCUGGUUGGGUUGAGUCGGAAACAUUUCGCCGGCUAGGACAGCCAUGGACUCCCCGAGGGCGUCCUUCGUCCCGUGGGACGCAGUCAGCCUGAAGGCAGAAGUUCAGCUACGGGUGACUCCCUUAGAGAUGAAGUUCUGUGACGCGCUGGCGGGGAGAGUGUACCGCCUCCCGAUUACAUUACACAAUCUUGGUCGCUGCAACAAGAAAAUUCGGUUUCUGGAGCCGGCCAAGCCACAG
Messenger RNA from Chinchilla lanigera (long-tailed chinchilla), 315 nucleotides. RefSeq lists its product as uncharacterized. The record is from RefSeq and is a predicted model, not a curated record. Lineage: Eukaryota; Metazoa; Chordata; Mammalia; Rodentia; Chinchillidae.